Planococcus citri (citrus mealybug) is the source of this 2202-nucleotide messenger RNA. Its product is annotated as zinc finger protein 583-like. The transcript has 2 exons. The record is from RefSeq and is a predicted model, not a curated record. Bases 464 to 1867 code for a protein of 467 amino acids. NCBI's taxonomy places the organism in Eukaryota, Metazoa, Arthropoda, Insecta, Hemiptera, Pseudococcidae.
CUCUAAAUUGACGCGUGUCACGACUGUCACGAGGUGUUGUUUUGAUUUUGAAAAUUCAACCCUUUUGCUUUGCUCAACCGGAAUCUGGAAUCUCCCUCUCAUCUGAUCUCAAAUUCAAACUGUUGCUCGUCGAGUCGUCGCUUCUGUCGUCCUGCAUUUCCAGAUUUGCCCUGCCCAACUACUGUAAAAAGAUUUAAUUGAAAAAGUCACGAAGGAUGAGACUUGUAUCUCCAUCAACUCCAGUAAUUCAUCUUCAGUAAGAAUUCGUAUAUGCGAUUCCAGUUCGAUUUUGAUUGAUCAAUAACAAACUGUAGUUGGGUCUAUAAUGAGACAUCUGUUGACCGAUUUAAAACCAAAUCAAGUAUGAAAACUAACAUCGCUGAGCUCUCAAGGCAGUGAGCUUGACAUCGAAAGAAACCAAGAAUCGUUGAAUUAUAAGCCAGACGACGAACGUGAUUCAAAGAUGAAUCCCACCGUAAAUAUUCCAAAAAGUAUUGUUGAACAAAGCGAAACGCCGAAAAUAGUUGGUGUACUAUACUGUCCCAUGAAAAUGUAUAUUUACUCAUGUUCGUUAUGUGAAAAAAGACUGCAUGGAAUAUCGAUGUACAAAAAUCAUAUGAAGAAUGUACAUCGAGAUUCAUCUCAUUUCAACCGUGUGAUCCGUACCGGACGUGGGCCCCCGAAAAAAACUUACACGUGCGUCAAGUGCAAAAAACAACUGCUCGGUUCAGUCGAAUAUAAGAAACACUUGGCAGGUCAUGACUGUAAGAGCUUUCAAGAAGCUGUCAAGUGCCCCGUAUGCGAGUUGAUACUUCAGAAGAGCAACCUUAAAGAACAUUUGAGACAGAUUCAUCAAACUUCUCUCGGUAAGCUGCGCCCUUUCCAGUGCAAGAAAUGUACUCGACUUUUCUUACGGUUCGGAAAUCUACUCAUUCACGAGAGGAACGACCACAAAGAACGAAAACAGUUUGCACCGCAAAUUUCUGGCGUAAAUUCCAAGAAAGAAGAGCAAACUGCUUGUUCAAAGUGUGGAAAAGUAUUUUCUUCCGUCAACUGGUUACGAAAACACGAAUUCUCCGCAAAAUGUCAAGCUACUGACUCGACCGCUGUCCAAAAUAGUCCAAAAUGUCAAGCUAAUAACUCGAACGCUGUACUAAAUCGCCCAGAGUGCCAAGCUAGUAACUCCAACGUUGUCCGAAAACGCUCGAAAAAUGGAGCCUUCAAAUGUUCCUACUGCGAUUCGAGAUUCACUGCUAAAUUUAACGUGUAUAGGCACGAAAGAAAAGCCCAUGGUAAACAUAUUUCGUUGAAAAAACGUAAACGAAGAAAACGUGAAGUUUCAACAGAUUUGGAAUCAACCAAAAAGUAUACCGAAGGUGUGAACCAAUCGAAUUCUGUACCUAAGCAUCAUACUCCUGGUGGCGUGAAAAUGAUCUACGCUGAUGAUUUGUUCUGUUCAUAUUGCCCGAACUUUUUUGCAAAUGUGUAUUCAAAACAAUUACACGAGAAAAUCCACACCGGUGAAUGGUCAUAUAAGUGCAAAGAUUGUGAAAUGGUAUUCCGUUUACCGCGUACGUGUUCUGAUCACGAAAUGAAAUGUGGUGAUAUGCAUGACAUGAUUUGGUGCCACUUUUGCGAUUACUGCACCAAAGUGCGAACCAAUUUAGAACUGCACUAUCAAAAUACGCACGAAUUUGAUUUGAACGAAUACGAAUCUUUCCUUCAGAAAGAAAAUCAUUCUUCAGAUGCCCUUCAAAAUGAUGCUGCUGGAAAACAAUCGCCGGUCUUUAUUAAGGAAGAACCUGAUGAGAGAAUGGACGACGAUGAUGAAGCUCUUUGGUCAGAAUUCAUCGUAAUUGACGAUUAAAAGUUGACGCUUAUGUGCUGUGAAUUUUUUUGAGGAUUACCAUGUUUUUUACUAUUUCGUCCACUAGUUUUUAGGUAUUUAACUUAUUUUUAUUCCACUCAAGUAUUUUCAUUACUCGUAAUAUGUUGUUACACUGAAACGUCGAAAAAGAUAUUCGAUAUUAUUUUGCAUUUGCUCAAAUUAAGUUAUUGUUUUUUAAUUUAAUUUAUAUGUUUGUGAUUUUUCAUCUUCUAUUUUGACCAUUUUUGCGACCAUUAAUGUUGGCUGUAAUCUAUAUUAAUUUAUUAUUAAUUAAUUUGUCAUGCUUUUGAAAAAAAAUAUGUUUGAAUUUUGAA